UAAAAGUUAUAAAAAAUGGCCACGAACGACUGUAUAUUGAACUCCUUGUAACCCUCGACCGAAAAUCAGAAAUGCCGCCAACUGGAUAUAUAGCUUCGCGGACUAACUACGAUUACUCGGUGAGAGAUCAAGCUUUCUUUUUGAACACAUGGGCUAAGCUUGAUGUAACUGAGGAAUCGACAGGUGAAUUUACAGACGAUAAGGAUAGGAACCAAGAAAAUUAUUUUGAUACAGGACUGAGUUUAGACAGAGUUAUGAGCUCGUGCAAGGGAACAGUGAAAUCAGGGGGCCCCCAGAAAGAAACCGUCAUGCCAAAAUCUGGCAAGCGACCGGCUCCCUCACAGACUCCAACUGCCGGAGCUACCAAUGUAGUCCUUCCAAAGUUCGGACUUGUUGAGGUUUUGCAGCGGGCUUUUCACAUUCCUGAUCUCUUAUCGGAAAACCCUUUUCUUAACCAGGAAGCAGCAACUAAGAUGUUCAAGAGGAAGAAGAUAAACAAAAGAGUACGUUUCGCUAAAGUAGAGAUAACAGAGAAUCACCUUCCCAACUGUAGACGGAACAACUUCACGAAGCACGAGUUUGGGCAUUUCCAUUCACCUUCUUGUUCAAACUAUAAAGCUGAGCAGUCACUUGGAAAGCAGGAAUUCCUGAUUCGAGGGAACUUUAUUCGUGAGAACAGCAAGACAGCAACCUCGGAAUGUGAUUUCUACAAAGAGCCUGUCCGGUACGUGGAACCCCUGGACCCGGCACUUACCACCCCAACUCUGGCACCUUCUUGUGACCUUCUCCGACUGGAUCUCAAGACCUCUUCCAUGGACUCAAUUACUUAUCAUGACAAGAGUAGUCCAGGUUUGAGAUAUACCCAGAACCCAGUCGAGAAGACAGAGAAAGAAAAGCCUGCUCAAUCUUCCUCGGUUAGUUCAUUUGCUCCAAACCCCAACUACAAGCCCAUGCCUUGCCAACCCAUCUUUACUGACGAUGUUAUAAUCAGUCCACCGUCAAGGUCAAAGGUGGUUGUAGACACUAAAAGUGAGAUUACUCUGCCGAAAAGUAAACGGCACAGUAAUCUGCCGGAGCCGAGAGUCCCUGAGAUUUCGGUAAUACCGGCUGGGCCUGCUUGUCCGGGUGUUUGUGAUAUGGUGGAUAGUUGUGACGAUUUAAAACUCCUGCCAGAACCUGCUGAUAAGAGUCGUAUCGGGUCCGACAGUGGUUCAGUUGACUCUGUUAGUAGCUCUUUAGACUCUGGCUACGACAGCAAAUGUGGAGACUUUCUAGACGAUUUCCUUCAUGACAUGUCGGAUGAUAGUGAAAGUGAAAGUGAAUCAGAGGAUGCUGAUGAGAUGGUAUCUGGAAAUUCUGCAUUUUCUGCGUUUCCAAACAAAGAUUUAAGUGAAAGCGAUAGUGAUACCGUUAUUGAUGGUCCUCCUAGCUCUAAUGGGUCUACUUCUCUGCCAAUUAUUGACUCAGAGAGCUCCUCUUCUGAAUCAGAUAUAGAUGAAGUAGAGCCUGAUGCUCUGCUGGAUCACCAACAUGACAGUGGUAUUGGCUCACUCAGUGAUAACGAGGAGGAUAUAGACGAUUUGAUUAAAAGUCGCCCUUCAAUCAGAUCAGCGAAACCAGCGCUUAUAAACCCUAACAAGUGGUCAUCGCAUUCAGUACAGCCGGUAACAGUUCCGGUAAAAAAGGAAAACAACCCUCGACAACAACAGACUUUUCAGACGCGAGAGGGAUACAUGAACCCAUUCAGUAAUCGGAGCACAGCAUCAUCAGUGUUGCUUAAACCAGCUCCGUCAGUCUUGGGGAGACUCAUCUGUGAGAUCAAACCAGUGACAUUGGAUCUUAUCCGUAAUCCGGAUGUGGAUCCGGAGAGAUUCUUAUUCAACACGCCGAGUCCGGACGAUGUGGUCAGGAUACGACAGUCCGGGAAGGUAUCCUGUUAGAGAGGUUAUGAUGGGGUGUGGUCGAGUGGUGGGGGUGGUAAACACAGUGGAGUAUUUUUGUGAAGUAGUUUGAAACACGUCACGGAGAGUCCUUUUGAAAGUUUGAUAGUUCUUGAGCUGGCCAUUUCAGAUAAAGUAGUACAUGGUUUCCUCCUCCCCUCCCCCAAUAGUACAACCAAAAAUGAUACCGAUGUGCCUAUGAUACAGCGUUUAUCUUGGUUACAAUGAGUCACCAUUUGUAGGCAUGAUCGUGGUCAGAAAGACCGCCAAAUUAAAAAUCUGGUUCACGAAUGUGAUAUGGUCCUGCACUUUGAUUGUGUCAGCAAUUUUGUGGUUUAUUGCAACCGGGUAAUAGCUGUAAUACCCGACAAACCUCUAAUUCUGCAAAUGUCUGGUGUUUAG
This is a messenger RNA of Bolinopsis microptera, 2342 nucleotides long. RefSeq lists its product as uncharacterized. The transcript has 7 exons. The coding region runs from base 72 to 1940 and encodes 622 amino acids. The record is from RefSeq and is a predicted model, not a curated record. NCBI's taxonomy places the organism in Eukaryota, Metazoa, Ctenophora, Tentaculata, Lobata, Bolinopsidae.